GGUCUAAGCCCAUUUGCUUACAAAUUAGGAAAGGGAAAGUAGCUUCCAUCGAGCCAAGUAAGAGCUGGGGAGGAGAUGAAGGAAGUAAGAGCUCGGGAGGAGAUUUUGUUGUUGAUAAUAGCGGAGGAGAUCAGAGAAUCAGCAGUCCGUUAUUGGUUCCGGUUAAUCCUGGAGUUUCUCUCCAUCCCGAGUAAUUGUGUUGCUUUCCAAGUCAGGAGGGUGAGUAGUCGAUGGUGCUUUGGAGAGGAGAGAGUGAUUGCAUGCAUGCGAUCAAUUGUGAAGUCGCGAGAAUGGCGAGGAAGAAGACGGGAGUUUUGCUGGUGAAAUUGAACCGGAACCGGAUCCGAGUAUGGGAAAACUGGUUAAACGGUUCGCACCAUCACUCAAGGGUAAAUUCGUAAAUAGAGCUCGUUGCCAGCUAAAAACCACUUUACACGUGGGUGGCGACUAUUGGCUUUGCAAAAAAGCAAGUGGCCGCGAGUCAGUUAGAGGGCAACGAGGUAAUUUCCGCACACUCUUAAACAUCUUCCUUCUCUCUCAAGUCUCACACGCUCCCUCUCUCCUCUCACUCGAUCAUCGUCUCCACACCCAGUAGCAGAGUUCAUAGCAGAGAUCACAUCACAGAUCAUCUUCUCCACCAGUAGCAGAGUUCAUAGCAGAGAUCACAUCACAGGAUGGAGGACGUUGAUCCGCUGAAAGCUUUUGAAAGCAUAAUGGAGGACGUUGAUCAGUAUUAUCGAUUGGUGUACAGCAAAUUUAAAGAGUUGGAAGCAGCAAACAACGACCCAGCUCAUGCCCCUGUCAAAAUAAUUCCAAAUCUAAUCCACUCGGUCGCUGAUGAAGACAUUCUUAACCAUAUUAAAGCCGAAUUGCGACAAGUUGAAUGUUGGUUUGCAUUGACAUACGACAAGUACAGACAGGAACUAAACAAGAAUGCCAUGGCUUUCAUAGAUCGUGCCUCGGCUGGUAUAGCUCCUGCAUUACCUCCUCAUCAACCAGAAACGAGUGUUGCCUCAUCAUCAUCUGGUAAAGCUCGUGCGUCACCUCCAAACGCUAGUCCUCAUCAACCAAAAACGAGUGAAGCACCACUUAACUAUCCAGCUCGUGAUCAGCAACAAAGCUCUGCUUUGUAUGGUAGAAGAGGAGGAUUCAGUGAGUAUUCAGCUCGUGAUCAGCAACAAAGCUCUGCUUUGUAUGGUAGAAGAGGAGGAUUCAGUGAGUAUUCAGCUCGUGCUCAGCAACAAAGCUCUGCCCAUUAUAAUAGAAGAGGAAGAUUCAAUAACCCACCACGUCAGUAUUCACCUCAUCCCCCAGUUAAGGCUUACACUUCAGCUAAGAACGAUCUACCUAAGCAAACAUCUGGCGUGUCUAGUAGCAAAAAAUUCGACAAGGAAGUUAGUGGAGCACCUAAGGCACCUGUCGCGGCCAUCUCUAGUCCUCAGCACAGUCACAGUGAUGUGCCUUCAGGUCCUUCUGAUGCUGAGAUGAAAAAAAAAGGUAAGAAGAAGCUUGUAGAUGAAGUGACAGAAGAAGAAGGUUCUGGAAAACCUGACGUCUCGGCAGAUGAAGAAUUCGACAAGGAAGUUCCUUCAUCAGAUCCCUCUGAAGAGGAUGCUCCUCACCACCGGCUCAGUGAUGCUGAACCUUCAGGUCCAUCUGAUGGUCAGAUUAUGCAUGAGAUGAUGAAGAAGAACAGUAAGGGUGAGGAGGAUGUUCUGGAUGAAGUGAAAGAAGAUGAAGCAAAGCAAGCCCAAUUUAGCAAGGAUAUUACUUCACGAUGUGAGAUGUACUAUGAUGCUGAUUCAGCUCAUAUCUUCUGGUUGACUCAACCAAUGGAGACUUUGAAAGAUAUUCCAGACUUGAGUAUAGCGGAUGGGCCUAUUGUUUCCCCAAGCGAGGUCAGGCAAGACCCCUAUGCUCUUUCUUCUCAAUAUGAAUGGACAGAAUGUGAUCUGAAGCAUGAUGUUGAGUGUUCUCAAGUGGUGGAUCUUUUCACACAAAACUUCAGCGAUCCUGGAUUGCUCAGAGACAUCUUCAGCAAGGAUUUUCUGAGGUGGGCAUUGCAACCGCCUAACUACUACCCAAGAUGGCAUUUUGGAGUAUGUCUGAAGGAAUCCAAAGAACUGGUUGGCUUCAUCGGUGGCGUUCCAUCAAGAGUCAGGGUGCGGGGUAAUGAUGACGUUGUUAAUAUGGCUGCAGUCAAAGUUUUGUGUGUUCACGAGAAGUACAGGUCUCAGAAACUUGCUGAAGUAAUGAUCCAAGAGAUGACUAGGAGAGUCCAAUCAGAGAACAUUUGGCAAGGAAUAUUUUCGUCUGAUGUCAUUGUGCCUACUCCAGUCAGCUUUUACAGAUACUGGACCCGUGCUCUGAAUGUGAAGAAGCUAAUUUCUUAUGGAGUUUGGAAGCCACCUGGUGAUGAAUAUAUGUCGGUGGACACCGUCGAGGAGCUCUACAAGCUACCACGCAAGGUGGUGACUCGAGGAUUCAGGAAGAUGAUCCCUGAUGAUGUGACUUCUGUUACACAUUUGAUCAGAGAGUACCUCAGUCAAUUUGAAGUUGCCGAGGACUUCACUUCUGAGCAGGUCCAACAUUUUCUUCUCCCACGAGAAGGUGUGUUUCACUCCUAUGUGGUGUUGGAUAAAAAAACAUCAUCUGUCACUGACUUCUGCAGCUUCUAUAUCGUCAACUACUCUCUUAAGGGCCAUAAGGAACCAAUUAAGUUUGCCUACUCGUUCUACAAUGUCGCCACUACAAUUCCACUGGUCCAGCUGCUGAAGAAUGCCCUUGUCAUGGCUAAAAGGAAUGAGGUUGACAGUUUUUUAGCUACUGAUACCAUGGGUAAUGGAAGAUUUUUUGACAAGCUGAAGUUUGAAUGUACACCCAUCAUCAACCACUUUUACCUCUACAACUACCGUCUGAAGAGUGGAGUAAAACCUGAGAAGCUUGGAGUGCUAUUGCUGUAGUUCUAUGACACUUGUUGCCGGUUUCUUUGAUUGUUUUGUAAUAUUGCCUACGAAAUUGUUUUUACUUUUGAGACUUCUUGUUGCAUUGAACAGUUCUCGUUCUUGUUUGGUCUUUUACUUUUGAGACUCCAAAGACUU
Messenger RNA from Raphanus sativus (radish), 3101 nucleotides. RefSeq lists its product as uncharacterized. Gene Ontology annotation, cellular component: cytoplasm. The record is from RefSeq and is a predicted model, not a curated record. Gene Ontology annotation, biological process: N-terminal peptidyl-glycine N-myristoylation. The coding region runs from base 675 to 2963 and encodes 762 amino acids. Gene Ontology annotation, molecular function: glycylpeptide N-tetradecanoyltransferase activity. NCBI's taxonomy places the organism in Eukaryota, Viridiplantae, Streptophyta, Magnoliopsida, Brassicales, Brassicaceae. The transcript has 3 exons.